AUGGCUUCAGAAGAACCGGCACCACCAAAGACAAUGCUGUUGUUCAGCAAAAAGUCACCAGAGGAGGCCGCUAUCUUCGGCCUCCGAGGGAGUGACAUUCAGGAUCUCAGAGCUGAACCAGUCUCUGGCCCCCCUGCUACGCCCGAUGAGUGGGGGUUUACGAGCCCAACGGCAGAUGGAAUCUGCAAAUACUGUCAACUCAUGCUUCAUCCAGAUCCACCACAACUUAUAGAGCAUCAGCCCAAUGUCAUGCACCUGAUUAACUCAGGCGAUACGUGCUCGACUUGCAAAUGGCUGGAAAUUAGCAUACAGCGGGGUGCCACCUCAGUGCUAGCUGAAUUUCAGCGAGGCAACCCGGAGUUAUGUGACGAGAACAACUUCUCAAGGCCUGUUACUGUCGAGUUGACCAAACAUGAGAAAUAUAUCAUGGCAGUCGGCUGGGUUGGAAACAGGCAACUUUACACGAAUGGUGGAAUACCUCUGACAAUAUCUUCGCCAUCCCGUCUAGGAAGCCUUGCUACCCGGAGAUUCUGGAUUCCUCACGACGAACUGGACGAAUCAGAACCUUUCAAGCGGCAAGAUACGCUAAAAACCUGGCUGAAGGAAUGCGAAUCCCACGAACAGUGCAUCGAAUCUCUUCCUGAUACCAAGGCAGCAAAGCUUCCGAGGCGCGUGUUGGACCUGAGUGGAAGUGUGGACAUUCCAUCGGAUCCUAAUGAUAUCAAGAUCAAACUACGAGAGACAGAGGAGGGGGAAACGGGAACUUACACCGCUCCAAGCUACUGUUAG
Messenger RNA from Fusarium subglutinans, 789 nucleotides. Its product is annotated as tol. Lineage: Eukaryota; Fungi; Ascomycota; Sordariomycetes; Hypocreales; Nectriaceae. The transcript has 2 exons. The record is from RefSeq and is a predicted model, not a curated record. The coding region runs from base 1 to 789 and encodes 262 amino acids.